Drepanopeziza brunnea f. sp. 'multigermtubi' MB_m1 is the source of this 663-nucleotide messenger RNA. Its product is annotated as mitochondrial 54S ribosomal protein bL19m. Lineage: Eukaryota; Fungi; Ascomycota; Leotiomycetes; Helotiales; Drepanopezizaceae. Gene Ontology annotation, molecular function: structural constituent of ribosome. Gene Ontology annotation, cellular component: mitochondrial large ribosomal subunit; ribosome. Gene Ontology annotation, biological process: translation. The record is from RefSeq and is a predicted model, not a curated record.
AUGCCGACGGCAACACCGACCUUGCGGCCCUUGAGCUGCUGGAAAUCCCUCUUACGGCUCCCGAGACAGCAGAAGGCAUUAACCACGUCGAGGUCCUUAACUACUUACCGCAAACCCGUGCCCAAAGUGCCCGGAGCCCCUCACGUCAACAAACCCAUUACCAUCUAUCCCCCCAUCAAAUCCUUUGCCACCACCUGCCCCGAACCCAUCAAAACCCUCACCAAGACGCAAACCUCACUCCUCGACCCGACCGGCGCGCGCGCCCACCUCUUCUCGCGCUCCAACCCGGAAGCCGCCAAGGUGGGUGACAUCCUGCUCGUACGGCUGCGGACCGGUGACCCGUUCGCGGGCGUCUGCAUCAACAUCCGGCGGCGCGGCAUCGACACGGGCAUCCUGCUGCGCAACGAGCUGACGCGCGUCGGCGUCGAGAUGUGGUACAAGAUCUUCAGCCCGAACGUCGAGGGCGUGGAGGUUGUGCAGAGGCGGGAGAAGAGAGCGCGUAGAGCGCGGCUGACGUAUAUGCGCAAGAAGAAGCAUGAUAUGGGCAGUGUGCAGAAUAUUGUGCUGGCUUAUCAGAGGAGUCGGGGGUUGUUGAGGGGGAGCGGGAGGGGCGAGGAUAAGAAGAAGGGAGGGAAGAAGAAGAAUGUUAGGGGGAGGAAGUAG